GGAUGGAGGUCGUGGCGCGGAGUUCGGAGCGAGCGGGGGCCGCCAUGCGGAGCCGCGCCGAGGUGGACGCCACGCUGCAGACGGCCAAGCUGAACCCGGCGGAGCUGGUGCCGGCCGUGCACUGCCUCAGCUUCGGCCCGCAGGCCGCCGGCGGCGAGUGCUGCCUGCUGCAGCUGGAACCGGGGCUCUGCGCCGAGCUGGAGGCGGGGCACAGCCUAGUAAUCCGUGGUGAAAAGGAUGAACAUGCAGUGUUGUGCAGCAAAGAUAAAACUUACGACAUGAAAAUAGCAGAUACCUCAAAUAUGCUCCUGUUUGUUCCUGGUUGCAAAACUCCAGAGGAGCUGAGUGCAGAUCCGGCAUCUUGUAACGUUAUUCAUUCACAGAUUGCUGGUUUCUCCAAUAACUAUUGGGAAUUAAGGAGAUGUCGACCAAAACUGAAGAAACUGAGGAAGCUUUUAAUGGAAUAUCCAUAUGACGGGCCUGAUAGUCAGAAAGAUCAGACUUUGACAUUUUCAAAGUAUACAACAGAAGAUUUGUUAAGUUUGAUUCAGGCAAGUGAAGAAGAAAUACUCCACCAAUUGCAAGUUAUAGAUGCCUGCAAAAUUGAAGGAUAUUGGAGAAUCCUAGACUUUGACUAUGAGAUGAAACUCCUGAAUCAUGUGACUCAGCUGAUAGACUCAGAGUCCUGGCCUUUGAGUAAGGUUCCUCUAUGUGCCUGCCUUGAAGAACUUGGAUCUCUAGAACCCAGAGAGAUGAUAGAACACAUUCUUGUAAGCUAUGGCAGGAAAUACGUUGAUGCAGGGGAGGUUUUCUUUGAAAUGUGUGAAGAUAAAAUAUGCAGAGCUAUAGCACAAAUGCUUUUGCAAAAUGCAGUUAAAUUCAAUCUAUCAGAGUUUGAAGAAGUCUGGCAACAGAGUGUCCCUGAGGGGAUGACAACAAGGCUUGAUCAGCUUCAGGGCUUGGCUCUUGUGGAUAAAAGUUCAAGACCAGAGACCAUCUGUCUGCUAAAAGUAGAAGAGUUACCUGAAGACAACCAGGAAAGAUUCAACAGCUUAUUUGGCAUACGAGAAAAGUGGACAGAAGUGGAUAUUACCCCUUAUAUACAAGACUUGUGUGCAGAGAAGCAGACUGUUGGCGCUCUUCUGACAAAAUAUGCUCGCUCCUCAAUGCUGAAUGGUGUUAAAGUUUAUAAUUCUAGAAGACCCAUCUCAUAACAAGUAUUGUUUGAAGAACUGAGGAUACUGAAUGUAAUAACAGUGAAUGUUACUUGCUGCUGCCUUCUGGGGAAAAGAGUUGCCAACCAACUUAUACAAUAAUGUUGUACUUGAGUUUAAGCAGCUAAGCUACUUGAACCAGCUGUUUUCUGCUCAGCUAAGGAGAGUGUGAGGGAUUCAGCUCACCUUCCUUUGCCCAACUGCUUUUUCCUUUGUGUCUAGUUAAGCCAGGAGCCAAGCUACUUCUUGAGUACACUUAAAUCUGUUUAUCUGUAUGUCUGAAAUAAAAAUUUAAAACCUCCUUGAUAAUAA
Messenger RNA from Corvus hawaiiensis (hawaiian crow), 1526 nucleotides. RefSeq names its product DNA replication and sister chromatid cohesion 1 (gene DSCC1). The record is from RefSeq and is a predicted model, not a curated record. Gene Ontology annotation, biological process: maintenance of mitotic sister chromatid cohesion; mitotic sister chromatid cohesion. Lineage: Eukaryota; Metazoa; Chordata; Aves; Passeriformes; Corvidae. The coding region runs from base 3 to 1214 and encodes 403 amino acids. The transcript is spliced from 9 exons. Gene Ontology annotation, cellular component: Ctf18 RFC-like complex; nucleus; chromatin.